Meloidogyne enterolobii is the source of this 605-nucleotide messenger RNA. Lineage: Eukaryota; Metazoa; Nematoda; Chromadorea; Rhabditida; Meloidogynidae. The record is from the annotation of a GenBank genome assembly.
AUGUCCUACGUGCAGAUCUCUACUACAACGGAGGCAGCUUCUCAACAGUUGAUAACUGAAAUGAAGGAAUAUAUCACCAAAAUUGGAGUUGGAGAACAGAUGAUUAAAGAAGGAUUGGAAAUUGUUACAACCAACAAAAACAAUCUGAAAAAUUCAAUAGCUAAUUUUGAGAGAAUUGUGGUCGGGAACGUAGCAAAAUUGUUUGUGUUUACUGCUGAGGACAAGUAUUCUUUGUCUAAGAAUGGACUUCAAGUGAAAAUAAAUGAGGAUGCUCAAUAUAUUAAUAUCAGAGGGUUAGCUAAUAUUAUUGAUGACAAGAACUUCAAAUAUUUUGAAGUUUGUUUGGACAAUUUUGAUUUUGCUUCCGUUGGUCUGGCCAUCAAGAAUUAUUCUUCAACUGCCUUUGUUGGCUUCUUACCGUCUUCUUGUUCAAUUGCAAGCGACGGGAAUCUGUAUGUCAACGGCACGCCAAAAAAAAAUUCUGAAAGAUGGAUUUACCUCAAAAUGUACUGUUGGUGUUGGAGUUAAAGAAGUGGCUCAGCUUCUUGAUUGUAUUUAUUACCGCCGUAAAUAUGUCUACUUUUGUGUUAAUGGGGAGAAAAUCG